CUUUUGAAAUUUUAAAUAUUUUAAGAUGGACAUGAAUACUAACAACAUUGUAGGAUCAGUUCUCGGCGAAAGAAGACUGGAAAUGAAAGAUUCUACAAACAUCAUACACCUCAAGGACCAGAAGUAUUACCAAGAUAAAAACAGGAGGAAAUUAGAAGAGUUAGUGACACAAGAGAAUAAAGAAAACACUAAUCUUGUGACACUUAGUAGAAAAGACUCAAAAAGAGACCAAAGGAAUAAUAGCUCUGAGCCCAAAAGUACCGGACAAACGAAUCAAUGUUGAGAUAAAGAGAAUGUCCCUUUCCAUGCUUUUUCUCCCCAACCACAGAGAAAAGGCUUACUUCCUAGAGUUCAGAGGCUUCGGGAUAAAGGCAAGAAGACACUGAUACUUGAUCUUGACGAGACUCUUGUCCAUUCCUCUUUUGAUAAGUGAAAAUGUGACUUAGAACUCCCCAUCAUAAUGGAUAACCAGAGAUAUAUAGUCUAUGUCAAAAUCAGGCCCCGAGCAAUAGAUUUUCUGCGAAAAAUUACUAAAUACUACGAAGUUGCCAUUUUCACAGCUUCAGUAGCAGACUAUGCUGACCCACUAAUCGACAAGUUAGAUACAAAUAAUUAUGGAUUCUAUAAAUUAUUUCGGGAACACUGAACUUACAACGGAAAUUACACUAAAGAUUUGUCAAAACUUGGCAGAGAUCUAAAAGACUGCAUUAUUGUGGACAAUCUACCCAAAAGUUAUGUGAACCAGCCAGAGAAUGGCAUCCCGAUUCUCUCAUGGUAUGAUGAUAGAAAUGAUAAAGAGCUCGACGCUCUCUUUCCAUUGCUAAUCGCUCUCUCUAAGGUAGGAGAUGUUCGAAAACGUAUUAAAAGAUUUGUGAAGAAAGACAGAAUCGAUUAUGAAUCCUUAUUCUCUGCAUUUGAAAAGAAACCAGAUUUACACCACUUUGUACGCAAGAUAUUAGGGAUUAAGCGGGCUCCAUUCUCACCAAGAAGACAUGCUAAAUCACCAAAGGAUAAUUUGGACUCUAAAAGAGACAAGGAAAAUAGGAAUAUUACCUCUAAUGAUCCUGAGAGCUCAUCUAAAAAAAAAUAAAGCAGCUAAAAAGAAAAUGAUCAAGAAAAAUAGCUAUGAAUCUCCCAAGAAAACCAAAAGGAGCAAGAACAAAGUAAUAACUCUCGAAGAGAAUUAUUCUCAAACUAAGACUUACCAGAAAGGAAAUCUUGACUCAAUAAAACGUGAAGGUAGACAGAGAGAUCAUGAUUCAAGGCAGACUCCUUCUAAGACAAAUUCUUCCUGUAAUGACUCCACUCUGAAGAAGGCUAAAAGACCUGAACAGAUUGUCCUCUCAAGGAAGGACUCAAAUCCUUCCCAAACCUGCCACAAGCCCACCAGUAUCAAAGUGGAGCAAUAAAAGUGAUCAGUCUAGAGACUCCUCAGAAUUCUUCAUUUAAUUCUGUUCCA
Moneuplotes crassus is the source of this 1459-nucleotide messenger RNA. NCBI's taxonomy places the organism in Eukaryota, Ciliophora, Spirotrichea, Euplotida, Euplotidae. The record is from the annotation of a GenBank genome assembly.